CACUAUUUUAAUUUUUAUCAAAAAAAUAAAAAUAAAAAAUAAAAUCACACACCCCCCUCACUCACUCGUUACUAGUACUACACACGACACUACCCUUUCUCAUUUCUCAUUUCUCAUUUCUCACAUUAAUAACCACCACCACAUUUUCCUCUUCCUCUUUCUUCUGUUUCUUUUUUCUCUCAACGUUUCAAAUUCGAAAUUCGAAAAAUGAGAGAAAUUAUCAGCAUUCACAUCGGUCAAGCCGGUAUUCAAGUCGGAAAUUCAUGCUGGGAGCUUUACUGUCUCGAACAUGGCAUUCAGCCUGAUGGCAUGAUGCCUAGUGAUUCUUCCGUCGGAGUUGCACACGAUGCAUUCAACACGUUCUUCAGCGAAACCGGUUCCGGCAAACACGUUCCUCGUGCCGUAUUCGUAGAUCUAGAACCUACCGUCAUCGACGAAGUAAGGUCUGGUACCUACCGACAACUCUUUCACCCUGAACAACUUAUAUCCGGCAAGGAAGACGCCGCUAACAAUUUCGCUAGAGGACACUACACUGUUGGCAAGGAAAUCGUAGAUCUGUGCCUCGAUCGUGUUAGAAAGUUGGCUGAUAACUGUACCGGUCUUCAAGGGUUUUUGGUCUUCAACGCCGUCGGUGGUGGUACCGGUUCAGGUUUGGGUUCCCUAUUGUUGGAACGUCUCUCCGUUGAUUAUGGCAAAAAGUCCAAACUCGGAUUCACCAUCUAUCCUUCCCCUCAGGUUUCUACUGCUGUUGUGGAACCAUACAACAGUGUUCUCUCCACACAUUCUCUCCUUGAGCACACCGAUGUCGCUGUGCUUUUGGACAAUGAGGCGAUCUAUGACAUUUGUAGGAGAUCUCUUGAUAUUGAAAGGCCUACUUACACAAACUUGAACAGGUUGAUAUCUCAAAUCAUAUCCUCACUCACAACCUCAUUGAGGUUUGAUGGGGCGAUUAAUGUUGAUAUCACUGAGUUCCAGACCAACCUUGUGCCUUAUCCCCGUAUCCACUUCAUGCUUUCGUCCUACGCACCUGUGAUCUCUGCUGCCAAGGCAUACCAUGAGCAGCUCUCUGUGCCUGAAAUCACCAAUGCUGUGUUUGAGCCUGCUAGCAUGAUGGCCAAGUGUGAUCCAAGGCACGGGAAAUACAUGGCUUGCUGCUUGAUGUAUCGUGGAGAUGUUGUACCCAAGGAUGUAAAUGCUGCUGUUGGAACCAUCAAAACGAAGAGGACAGUCCAGUUUGUUGAUUGGUGUCCUACCGGCUUUAAAUGUGGUAUCAACUAUCAGCCUCCAUCAGUUGUGCCUGGUGGUGACCUUGCAAAGGUGCAGAGAGCAGUUUGCAUGAUCAGCAACAACACUGCUGUAGCAGAGGUCUUCUCUCGCAUUGAUCACAAGUUUGAUCUUAUGUAUGCUAAAAGGGCCUUUGUUCACUGGUAUGUCGGUGAGGGCAUGGAAGAAGGGGAGUUCUCAGAAGCACGUGAAGAUCUUGCUGCUCUUGAGAAAGAUUAUGAAGAAGUCGGUGCUGAGGGAGCAGAAGAUGAAGAUGAAGGAGAGGAUUAUUGAUUUGCAAUAUGUAGUACAAGCCGUUUUUCUUUCAUUUGAUUGUUUCAAGCAAAAGAGGGUACAUGCUUUGUUACAUUACCCUCCACUCGUACUGUUCUUUUAUGUCCUGUGUGAUAUAGUUCCAUCAUUCAAACUUGUGAAAUGGUGGUCAUUAUUAUUAUGCAUCUAAUUUUGUUUUAGGAUCUGUUGUUUGCAGCCUCAACUAUGCAUUGAGAAUUGUUCAUGUCAAAAGUUCAUCACAGUAUUUUUUUUUUAUUCA
Cicer arietinum (chickpea) is the source of this 1816-nucleotide messenger RNA. RefSeq names its product tubulin alpha-5 chain. Lineage: Eukaryota; Viridiplantae; Streptophyta; Magnoliopsida; Fabales; Fabaceae. Gene Ontology annotation, molecular function: structural constituent of cytoskeleton; GTP binding. Gene Ontology annotation, cellular component: microtubule. The record is from RefSeq and is a predicted model, not a curated record. Gene Ontology annotation, biological process: microtubule-based process.